Corvus hawaiiensis (hawaiian crow) is the source of this 7022-nucleotide messenger RNA. Its product is annotated as fer-1-like protein 4. The transcript is spliced from 45 exons. Bases 73 to 6135 code for a protein of 2020 amino acids. NCBI's taxonomy places the organism in Eukaryota, Metazoa, Chordata, Aves, Passeriformes, Corvidae. Gene Ontology annotation, cellular component: membrane. The record is from RefSeq and is a predicted model, not a curated record. Gene Ontology annotation, biological process: plasma membrane organization.
GGGUGAGUUGGGGCUGAGUCACUCUGGCAGUGCACGGCUGAGCGAGGGGCAGCAGGGCCCGCCGCUGGCUCCAUGGCGCUCAGCGUCGGUGUCCGGCGGCUCUCCCAGCUGCCAGGCCAUGGCGAGCGGCAGGUGCAUCUCAGCUUCCGAGGUUUCACCCAGAAGACCAGGAAGGUCUGCUGUGGCCCAGAGGCUGUCUUCAAGGAGCUCUUUCGUUGGCCUCACUACGGGAAGCUCAUCAUGGGUGAAACGCUGUCCAUUAAGGUUUACAACUGCAGCAAGGUCUUCAGUAACAGGCUGCUUGGUACCCUUGUCCUCAGCCUUCAGCACCUGAUGACAUCCGGAAGGCUAAUCCUGCGGGAGUCCCUUGUGGACAAGAACAACAGAGUCACUGGUAUCUACAUUGAGUUGGAUUUGCGCUACCAGCCUCCAGAUGGCUCAGCGGGGAGCUGGGUUGAAGAGGAUUUUGUCUAUCCUAUGAAAGACAGUUCAGAGUUAAUCAUCUGCAAUCCUGGAUUUGAGCAGCUGGAGACUGCCGAGGGGCUGAGAGCGAAGGCACUGGACAAGAAGGCUGCUGCACUAGGCAGGAAGCUGGCAAAAGGUCUGGAGACUGAUGAAGAAGAGGAAGAGGAGGAAGAUUUAUAUGAUACAUCUGAGAUUGAGGCUUCGGGCAUCGUCUUCAGCCCUGUGAAGAGCCGCUCCAGACUCUGCUCUGCACGGGACCUCUUUGCCAUCCCAGCCCCGCAGAGCUUCCAGGUUGGGAUUAAUGUAAUUGAAGCACAGAAGCUGGUGGGGGUGAACAUCAACCCCUUUGUUGUAGUCAAGGUUGGAGAGGAAAAGAGGCACACGGCAACGCAGAAGUCAACAAACUGCCCCUUCUACAAUGAAUAUUUUUUGUUUGACUUCUAUGAGCCAAGGGACAUUUUAUUCCACAGACUCAUAGAGAUCUCGGUUUUUCACUCAAAGAAGAUACCAUUUCUGGGAACUUGCAUAGGAACGUUCAAGAUGGAUGUUGAGACAGUGUACAGCCAGCCAGAUCACAGAUUUUUCCAGAAGUGGGCAGUUAUCAGUGACCCCACGGACACCCAGGCAGGCGUGAAAGGCUUUGUGAAGUGCAACAUCUCUGUCUCUGCACGUGGGGAUAUUGUGGGCUUCCUUCCCACCUAUUCCAGGAACCAGGAUGAGGACAUUGAAAAGAACCUGCUGCUGCCUAAGAGAGUCCCUGCAGAGAGACCCUGGGGCAGGGUCUGCAUCAAACUGUAUCGUGCUGAGGGCCUGCCCAGCAUGAGUGCAGGCAUCAUGGGUGGUAUCUCCAAGAUCAUAGGGGAGAGAAAAGUCUGUAUCGACCCAUACGUGCAGGUCUCAUUCUGUGGGCAGCAGGGGGAAACAUCAGUGGAGACCAACACCACUGAGCCUGAGUGGAAUGAGCAGAUCAGUUUCAUUGAGAUGUUCCCGCCUCUGUCCAGAAAGAUAAAAGUCCAGGUGCUGGAUGAUGCCAAUGUUGGUGAUGUGGCCAUUGCUACACACUACAUUGACCUGCAGGAGAUCUCGGACCCUGACAGGAAUGGCUUUAACCCCACAUUUGGCCCAGCCUGGGUGAACCUGUAUGGCUCCCCCCAGAACUCAGCUCUGCGGGACAUCCACAAAGACCUCAAUGAAGGCAUGGGUGAGGGCAUCUUCUACCGUGGGCGCAUCCUCAUGGCCAUCACAGUGGAGAUCUUCAGCAGCCCCAGCGUGGCAGAGAGGAAACUUGGCGAUAGGACAAGGGGUGCCCUGAGCAAACUGAAGCUGAAGAAGAAAAGUAAAAAAUCCAAGGAGAAAACUAAAGAACUGAGGCAGCUGCAGGGAGAGGGGGAGGCUGGGACCUGUCAGGAGGCCGAGCAGCCCAGGGAGGUCACUGUGGAGGUGGAAGAGCUUCAUCCACUCCCCGAGAAUGUGCUGGGGAGAAAGGAUGAAUUCCUCCUCUUUGCUGCCUUCUUUGAAGCCACUAUGAUGGACUCCUCUCUCAGCUCGAAACCUGUCAGCUUUGAAGUCUCUAUAGGAAACUAUGGCAAAUCUGAUGAGGUUGUGACCAAAGGAUGGCAAAAAAUGGAAAAGGGAGAAGUGAAAGAAGAAGGGCAGCCUUUACUGGAUGCUGAUUCAGGUGGUGAGCUGAAUGCUGAAAUCCUGACUCCAGCUUUAACAGCACUGAACAAAUCAGUGACAAAGAGCCAGAGACCAGAGCCCACGGAGCAUGACAAGUCAUACAGCUGCCUGCCCAUGACGCACGAAAAACCCUGCGUGUAUGUAUGGAGCUACUGGGAGGAUCACGCCUGGAGACUCUGCAUUUCCAACUGGAUUGUCAAACUGGCAGAGCGCCUGGAGCAGGGGUUGGAUGACGUGGAAAAGCUCUUGAGAAGACCAAAGGCUAAAGCAGAAGAGCGGCUCAGAGAGGUGCUGGAGGAAUUUGUAGCUGGAUGCAGGCAAUAUUCAGUCAAUGCAGAGAGAAAAACAAUGGCUCAUCCAAAUAACCUGGACAGAUGUCGGACAAAAUACCUGAUGCGCAACAUUAUCCUGUAUGCAAAGCAAGGGCUCCGUGUGAGGCGGCGCCUGACUCGUGACAAUGUCAAGGAGAAGGUUAAGGAGACAAGGAGGAUCCUGGCAAAGAUACGCUUCAUGGCUAAAGAGCCCCAGUGCACUCUCCCUGAUGUACUCAUCUGGAUGCUUAGCAACAACAGGCGUGUGGCAUAUGCCAGAAUUCCUGCACAAAACAUCCUCUACUCAGUAGUUGAAGAGGAGAAAGGCAAAGACUGUGCAAAGAUCCAGACUGUCUUUAUGAAGGUCCCUGGCUUACACACUGGUGAGAUCUUUGCCAAACUGGAAAUCUACAUGUGGCUUGGGAUAACCAAAUAUGCGAAAAACUCUUUGGCAGAGCUGCCUGAGGAGUUCCUUUCUGAGAGUGAGCCAGAGAUAUCCCAGCUCUCAGCAUACAGCCCUCCCAGCCGGCUCAGCAGGGAUGAUUUCAGCUAUUACCAGCUCCGAGCCCAUCUGUAUCAGGCUCGAGGGAUCCUCCCUGCAGAUGAUAACGGCCUUUCGGAUCCUUUUGCAAGAGUGGUGUUUUCAACUCACUGCCAGACCACCAGGAUGCUGGAGGAGACACUGAGCCCUACAUGGAAUGAGCUACUUUUAUUUGACCAGCUCAUUAUUGAUGGGAAGAAAGAAGAGUUGAAAACAGAGACCCCCAUCAUUAUAAUCAAUCUUUUCAGCCACAAUAAAUUUGGCUCCCCUGAGUUCCUUGGGCAGGCCUUUGCUGUCCCCCAGGUGAAGCUGGUCGAUGAGCCGUACACCAAGCCUGCCCUACAGUUCUUUGAUUUCUACAGAGGCACCAAAGCAGCGGGAGAGCUCAUUGCCACUUUUGAGCUGAUUGAGCUUGAUUACAGUGGCUGUUUGGAGCCAUCAGUGCCGGAGGACGUGGAGCCCAAAGAGCCCGACUACCUGGAAGACCCCCAUGCUGGACCUGGAUGGUUCAUCAUCCCUGAGGGCAUCCGCCCAGUACUGAAGGAGUUUCGAAUAGAGAUCCUGUUCUGGGGCCUGAGGGACCUGAAGAGAGUGAACUUGUUUGAGGUGGAUGAGCCCCAGGUGAUCAUUGAAUGUGCUGGCAAGAAGGUGGAGUCAGAGGUGAUUGUGUCCUACAAAGAGAACCCCAACUUCACUGAGCUGGUCAAAUACAUGGAUGUGGAGCUCCCAGAGCAAGUAUACCUGCACCCUCCCCUCAGCAUCUUCGUGGUGGAAAAGCGUGCUUUUGGGCGCACUGUGCUGGUGGGUAGCCAUGUUGUGUCCGAUGUGAUGAAAUUCUCUCCCAGAGAGCUGGAGGAGGAACCAGACGAUGUACCCAAAGCUUGGAAAGUCUCAUCUCACCGUCUUCCAUCUCAGACUGUGGUAAAUAUUGGACGGGCAGCUAGUGACCCAGGUUCCAGCACUCACCCCCUUAGUUUUGUGAAGGCUCCUUUGAAGAAAAUUCCUAUCAAUAAGCUUGUAAAGAAGGAAGAUGAAUAUGAAGAGGAAAAACUAGAACUGGAAGAACUGGAUUGGUGGUCCAAGUACUAUGCGUCCCUGAAAGAGCUGUAUAACCAGGAAUGCAGUGAUGAGGAAGAUGCUGAGAAAGAUGACCUGAAUGAUGCAGAUGGAGGGAAUUUAAAUGCAUCCUCCAUUGACAUGGAAGCAGAGGAUGAGGCAGUGAUUGAAGCUGAACCUGCUCAACCCAAGAGGAAAUUCAUUGCCACCCUUCAGAUCUACAGCUCUGAGCUAGAAAAUGAGUUUGGUAAUUUUGAAGACUGGUUGUGUGUUUUCCCCCUUCAUCGUGGCAAAGCAAAUGAAGAUGGAAAUGAGGAUGAACAUUAUGUGGGGAAGUACAAGGGCUCCUUCUAUGUCUACCCCACUGAGGAAGCUGUUACAGAGCCCCGGGUCUCCCAGGGCAUUCCAAGGAAUAGACCCAUCAAGGUUCUUGUAAGAGUUUACAUUGUUAAGGCUACAAAUCUGUCUCCAGCAGACCCCAAUGGCAAAGCAGACCCCUAUGUGGUGGUGACUGUGGGGAAGCAACAGAAGGACACAAAGGAGCGAUACAUCCCAAAGCAGCUCAAUCCCGUGUUUGGAGAGUACGCAAGAGUUGUGGAGCUGACAGUCUCCUUUCCCAUGGAAUCAGAACUCACUGUGGCAAUAUUUGACCAUGAUUUGGUUGGAUCUGAUGAUCUGAUUGGGGAGACCAAGAUUGACUUGGAGAAUCGAUUCUACAGCAAGCACAGGGCAAACUGUGGAGUGGCUGCACAGUAUGACUUAAAUGGCUACAACACCUGGCGAGAUGCUUUUAAACCUACACAGAUCUUGGAUAGCUUAUGCAAGAAAAAUUCAAUCCCUGCUGCAGAGUACAGAUGGGAGGAGAUCAAAGUGGACAAUAAAAUAUUCAAGGUCCCUCCAGAGGCUUUUCCUGAAGAGGCCUCUGUGAGGAACAAGAGAGGAGUGGCAGAUGAGAACUUGUCGGUGGAUGUUGAACAUCAGGCUUUGUAUGUCCUGCAACACUGGGAAGAGAUGCCAGGAUAUGGGUACAAGCUGGUACCAGAGCAUGUGGAAAUCCGGUCUUUGUACAACCCAGAGAACCCUGGGCUUGUGCAGGGCUCCUUGCACAUGUGGAUUGACAUGUUUCCAAAUGAUGUCCCUGCACCACCACCCGUCAACAUCAAGCCACGACUGCCUGUCAGCUAUGAGCUCCGUGUGAUUAUCUGGAACACGGACGAUGUGAUCCUUGAUGAUGUCAACCCAGUCACAGGAGAGCCUUCCAGCGACAUCUACGUGAAAAGCUGGAUAAAGGGUCUUGACCAUGACAAGCAGGAGACAGAUGUUCACUUUAACUCCUUGACUGGGGAAGGCAAUUUCAACUGGAGGUUCAUCUUCCGCUUCAAUUAUCUCCCGACUGAGAAGGAGAUCACCUACAAGAAAAAGGACUCCAUCUUCUCCAUGGAGGAAUCAGAGUUUCGGGAACCGGCUGUUCUGGUCCUCCAGGUCUGGGAUUAUGACAGGAUUUCAGCUAAUGACUUUCUAGGCUCCAUCGAGCUGGAGCUGCAUGACAUGGUGUGGGCAGCCAAGAGCUCUGAGCAUUGCACCAUCAAAAUGGCCAAGGAGAAUGCAACACCUCGCUUCUCCAUCUUCCGAAAUAAGCGCAUGAGGGGCUGGUGGCCCUUCAUCAAACUCAGAGAUCAAGAAGAUGACAAGAGAGAGGAGAGGGAGUACAAGAAGAAAAAGAAAAAAAAGUGGAGCAGCUCAGUCAAACCAGAGGAUAUGGAAUUCACAGAUCCCAGUGGGAACAAGUACCUCCUGACGGGUAAGGUGGAAGCAGAGUUCCAGCUGCUGACUGUGGAGGAGGCUGACAAAAGUCCUGUUGGCUUGGGCCGAAAAGGGCCUGAACCCCUCGAAAAGCCCAACCGGCCAAAAACAACUUUCAACUGGUUUGUGAAUCCCAUGAAGACCUUUGUGUUUUUUAUCUGGAAGCGGUACAAGAAAUACAUAAUUGUGCUCUUCAUUGUUAGUGUUCUGACAAUCUUCCUGGUUCUUUUGGUCUAUACCAUGCCUGGAUACAUCAGUGAGAAGAUCAUCAAUGGAUAAAUGCUCUUCAGUGGAGGACUACUCAAAGACAGGGGUGAUUGUGGCAGGAAUGAAGAUAGGAUCAGAAAGUUUAAUGAAAUCCUGUGGGUGCAGAGACAGACUAGAGAGAGAGACCUGCUGAAGUGGGCUUUGUUUUGGCUCUAUUUCCUCAUGACUAAAAGCUCUUUGGCUACUCUCUCUGAUGUUGCUUUUGUUUUUGUAGCUGCUCUCUGGAGCUGGGGGACAACCUGCUUCUUACAGUCCUCACUGCUGCCCUUUUACCCUUCCUCCUGAGUAGUACAGCAGCAAGGACUAUGCUGGGACAGCAUGGGGUCAUGAGUGUGUAUCUGUUUGGGCUGAUGUAAACUAAAUGAGACUUGUUCUCAUCAUGAUGUCUGGUGCACCAGGGUUCCUGUCAUCUGCACAGACAUGACAUGAUCUGAUCCCAAGUGGAGGUGUUUCAACUAGGGUUUUGGGAGGAUAGAUUCCUUCUGAGAUGUGCAGGUGAUGCUCAGUGGGACCAUAGCACUUCCAAAGAAUUUAACUGACUAUGCAGUUUUAUAGCAAAGGUGCCUGCCUCAUGGCCUUUUGAAUGGGGCAGGAAUAGAGUAUGUUUUGGGGACAAAACUGUCUGGGCAGAGCCAGGCAGGUAGAUGUGAAGCAGGCGAGGACUCUGGUUGGAUAUUGUGGUAAAUGAGUGAAUGAUAAACGUUGUCUUUCACAUAUAUGAUUUUAACAUUUAUAAGUGAUGAUGUACUAUGUAGAAAUAGUGUUAAGGUAAAAUGUAGUUAAUUAGAAAUGAGAUUAAGGUAAAUUAUAACUUCGAAAUAGUUGUAACAUGUUGGGAAACGUAGUAAUAAACACAUGAUAAUAAAUGUCCUUUAAGUUGAGAAACUACAGAGGCAGAA